Molecule: messenger RNA, 461 nt
Organism: Racocetra persica
Lineage: Eukaryota; Fungi; Glomeromycota; Glomeromycetes; Diversisporales; Gigasporaceae
Source: the annotation of a GenBank genome assembly
GGUUGAAUCUCGGAAAAUGUUAUAAACAACCUCAGCCAGCUAAUAAUAAUAAUAAAAGAGAUACUGGUGAAAAUUACACUGAUCCGGGUGAAAUGUUUGCGGGAUAUCCAAUAUUAUUUGAGAGUACGAAAAGUUGUACUGCUGCUUUUAUAGGCAAUAAACAGGGUAUUGAUGGUUUAAUCACAUCGGCUCAGUGUUGCACUAGAAUUAACUGUAAUUUCUUUCCUAAUCAACAUCCUGAUAGUGUUUCUGAAAAUUUGGAUGAUGGUAACAUAACACAUAUUGGAUAUGCUUACGAUAUGAUGUUUGGUGAUAAUGGUUUAGAUUAUGUUUUUGUAAAUUCUAUAUCGAUUGACUGGAAUAAUAUUCCUUAUACUACCGGAUUAACUUCGGACGAUAGCACAAUAAGUGAACUUUAUCCUAUAACUUCUUAUCUUACUCUCAACGAAACAGGACAAGAA